Molecule: messenger RNA, 924 nt
Organism: Condylura cristata (star-nosed mole)
Lineage: Eukaryota; Metazoa; Chordata; Mammalia; Eulipotyphla; Talpidae
Gene: GNG11
Product: guanine nucleotide binding protein (G protein), gamma 11
Exons: 2
Coding region: 418-639 (73 amino acids)
Biological process (GO): G protein-coupled receptor signaling pathway
Cellular component (GO): heterotrimeric G-protein complex
Molecular function (GO): G-protein beta-subunit binding
Source: RefSeq, a predicted model, not a curated record
CUUGGGCCGCAGCCCAGGCGGGUCCCCGACGGGCGUGGCAGGGUCGGAGCCUGGACCGCUGGGCCAGCAUCCCCGCGGGGAGCCCAAGCAGCAGGGCUUCUCGGGGUCCUGGGGCUGCCUCUAAAACUUAACCCUAACCGCGGCCUUCCUGGGCAGGCUUCCUGCGGUUGUGGGGAUCUGAGAAAGAGCACCCAGGGGUUUAAGAUCCUGGGACGCAGGGCAGCGCAGGCGUGAGGACACGUCGGAGGCUGCUGAGCACUCGGGGAGCCAGGAUCGCGGCGCGGGGAGGCGGUCACGUCCAGCGCUGGCGGGCGGGGUGCGGGCACCGCAGUUAUUUCGGGACGCGCCGUGGUUUGCAGCAUUUCCAGCCACUCUCCUCCAGUGCUGUGUGUUCCUGGGCCCAAUUCAGGAACGAAAAUGCCUGCUCUUCACAUCGAAGAUUUGCCAGAGAAGGAAAAGCUGAAGAUGGAAGUCGAGCAACUUCGCAAAGAAGUGAAGUUGCAGAGACAGCAGGUGUCUAAAUGUUCUGAAGAAAUAAAGAACUACAUCGAAGAACGUUCGGGAGAGGAUCCUCUGGUGAAAGGAAUUCCAGAAGACAAGAAUCCCUUUAAAGAAAAAGGCAGCUGCAUUAUUUCAUAAAUAACUCUGGGGAGAAAUGUUAUCCUCAGUGGAAGAACAAGUUUGUUUUAGUUUUUCCAAAUAAAACCAACCUGCCUUUUAAAGAAGGAAACAUUUAAAGGAGAUUUUCUUAAGCACUUACUACAGAUAGUCUUCAAUGUAAAAGCACUGUGCUUCUCCUCUUUGCUCACAACACACCCUUUUUAUGAGACCAGAGAGUAUCACAUGUACAGUUAUGGAAAUAAGUCCAUUACUUGUGUAUGACUUGUCUUUAUGUUGCUUGAUGCCGCAAAUAAAGUUUUAUCU